Molecule: messenger RNA, 1938 nt
Organism: Wallemia ichthyophaga EXF-994
Lineage: Eukaryota; Fungi; Basidiomycota; Wallemiomycetes; Wallemiales; Wallemiaceae
Product: Heat shock protein HSS1
Exons: 2
Coding region: 1-1938 (645 amino acids)
Biological process (GO): vesicle-mediated transport; protein refolding; cellular response to unfolded protein
Cellular component (GO): cytosol; nucleus; plasma membrane
Molecular function (GO): misfolded protein binding; ATP binding; heat shock protein binding
Source: RefSeq, a predicted model, not a curated record
AUGACAUCUAGCAAAGCAAUUGGUAUCGAUUUGGGUACAACAUACUCCUGUGUCGCUGUCUGGCAAAACGACAGAGUCGAAAUUAUCGCCAACGACCAAGGUAACCGCACUACCCCUUCAUACGUCGCUUUCACAGACACUGAGCGUCUGAUUGGUGACGCCGCAAAGAACCAAACGGCUAUGAACCCUUACAACACGGUCUUCGACGCUAAGCGUUUGAUUGGUCGCAAGUUCUCUGAUGACGAUGUCCAGGCUGACAACAAGCACUGGCCAUUCAAGCUCAUCCAAGACUCAGCCGACAAGCCAAAGAUCGAGGUCGAGUACAAGGGCGAGAAGAAGCAAUUCACUCCUGAGGAAGUCAGCGCAAUGGUUCUCGUCAAGAUGAAGGACAUUGCUGAGGCUUACCUCGGUACCACCGUCAAGGACGCCGUUGUUACCGUUCCAGCCUACUUCAACGACUCACAACGUCAAGCUACCAAGGACGCCGGUUUGAUCGCUGGUCUCAACGUCAUGCGUAUCAUCAACGAGCCAACCGCUGCUGCUAUUGCUUACGGUCUCGACAAGAAGACUGAGGGUGAGCGCAACGUCCUUAUCUUCGAUUUGGGUGGUGGUACCUUCGAUGUCUCACUCCUCACCAUCGAGGAGGGUAUCUUCGAAGUCAAGUCCACUGCUGGUGACACUCACCUUGGUGGUGAGGACUUUGACAACCGUCUCGUCAACCACUUUGUUCAAGAAUUCAAGCGUAAGAACAAGAAGGACAUCUCCGACAACGCUCGUGCUAUGCGUCGUCUCCGCACUUCAUGUGAGCGUGCCAAGCGUACCCUUUCAUCUGCUGCUCAAACUACCAUUGAAAUCGACUCUUUGUUCGAGGGUAUGGACCUCUACUCGUCAAUCACCCGUGCUCGUUUCGAGGAACUCUGUCAAGAUCUUUUCCGUAACACCAUGGAGCCUGUCGAGAGCGUUCUCCGUGAUGCCAAGGCUGACAAGUCCUCUGUCCACGACAUUGUCCUUGUUGGUGGUUCUACUCGUAUUCCAAAGAUCCAAAAGCUCGUUGCUGACUUCUUCAACGGUAAGGAGGCUAACCGCUCCAUCAACCCUGAUGAGGCUGUUGCUUUCGGUGCUGCUGUCCAAGCUUCGAUCCUCAGCGGUGAUGUUUCAGAGAAGACUCAAGACUUGCUCCUUCUCGAUGUUGCUCCACUCUCAACCGGUAUUGAAACUGCAGGUGGUGUGAUGACUGCACUCAUCAAGCGUAACACUACUGUUCCAACCAAGAAGUCUGAGGUCUUCUCUACUUACGCCGACAACCAACCAGGUGUCCUUAUCCAAGUAUUCGAGGGUGAACGUGCUCGUACCAAGGACAACAACUUGCUCGGUAAAUUCGAACUUUCUGGUAUUCCACCAGCACCACGUGGUGUACCACAAAUCGAGGUUACCUUCGACAUUGACGCUAACGGUAUUUUGAACGUUAACGCUGCUGACAAGACUACCGGUAAGAGCAACAAGAUCACCAUCACUAACGACAAGGGUCGUCUUACUAAGGAGGACAUUGAGAGAAUGGUUAGUGAUGCUGAGAAGUUCAAGGCUGAGGAUGAAGAAGCAGCCUCAAGAAUCCACGCACGUAACGGACUUGAGUCAUACGCCUACAACUUGCGUAACGCAAUGAAUGACGACAACCUCAAGGACAAGUUCGGUGAAGAUGACAAGAAGAAGUUGGAUGAGGCUGUCAACGAGACAAUCUCAUUCCUCGACAACUCUGAAGCUGCUAGCAAGGAUGAGUUUGAGAGUCGCCAGAAGGAACUUGAGGGUGUUGCCUCACCAAUCAUGCAGAAGCUCUACGGUCAAGGCGGUGCUCCAGGCGGUAUGCCAGGUGGUGCACCUGCCCCAGGUGCUGAAGGCCAAGGUGGCGGUGAUGGCCCAUCUGUUGAGGAGGUUGACUAA